Molecule: messenger RNA, 12192 nt
Organism: Lytechinus variegatus (green sea urchin)
Lineage: Eukaryota; Metazoa; Echinodermata; Echinoidea; Temnopleuroida; Toxopneustidae
Product: extracellular matrix protein 18
Exons: 68
Coding region: 162-11099 (3645 amino acids)
Cellular component (GO): extracellular region
Molecular function (GO): calcium ion binding; endopeptidase inhibitor activity
Source: RefSeq, a predicted model, not a curated record
AUUUCGUCAAGUGAAAGUUGUGAACCUUUGGAACGAGACCCACUGCGGCAUCGUUAUGUUUUUAAAUUGACUUAUUCACUCUUAUUUUCUUCUUUGAGACUUACCAAGUGUGAUAAAUUGCAAUUUAAAAGGAAGAGUUAUCGCUGAGAAACGUGAUCGCCAUGGCGCGAUUCUGGGGAAUUUGCUCGUUGAUGCUUCUUCCAGCGUUUCUCCUCUUGGAGUCCCAAGCCGCCAGCAUCCCGGUAGAGGAUGAGUCAUCUUCGUCGGCUAUCGAUUUUGACACUGGGUACCUGAUUAUAGCUCCCAAAGUCUUUGUGGCCGAGAGUGUCGAGACGAUAUGCAUCAGCUUACAGAACAUGACUGGCCCUCUGGAGGUGGCCAUUAGGCUCAUGGAUAACUUCACAGCGAUGGCCAAGUUACCAAUACAGUUCAUGGAGUUCAAAAUGGCUUGCUAUAAUCUUGAGGUGCCUUCCAUAGAAUAUGAGAUGAUGCACGCCACUUUGGUUGUCAAGUUAAGGAGGACCUUGGUUACCCAGAGUGGUUUUGAGGUGAUCGAGAGGAGAACCGUUACUAUCAACGGUGUCAAUACUGAGAUGUUCAUCGAGACGGACAAGCCAGUUUACAAACCUGGGCAAACAGUGAAAUUCAGGAUUCUUAAUAUCAACCAAGAUCUGAAACCAGACAUUACUCCGGUAAGUAAGAUUUGGAUUGAGUCUCCUAGUGGUGUACGGAUGCAGCAAUGGCGGAAGCAGGAGAGUACCGAUGGUCUGAUUGAUCUUGAGAUGCCAAUGACGACUGACCCUGUACCUGGUACCUGGUCUAUCGUUGCUAUACACAAGGGAAGGAAGACUACAAGAACCUUUGAAGUUGAUGAAUAUGUGCUUCCCAAGUUUGAGGUGAUAAUUACUCCUCCCACCUAUGUGAUGAUCAAUGCUACAUCCACGAGGGUCAAGGUUUGUGGAAGAUACACAUACGGUCAGCCUGUGAGAGGAUCAUUUGAAGCAAGGAUUACCGUCAAGAGCACUGGAUGGAACUUUAGAGAAAGGAGGACCAUCACAAGACGAGAAGAUGACACCGGGCCUUCAGGAUGCAGCGAGUUCCCAAUAGAUUUAGGAAGACUGGAACUCAACUCAACCGACUUCUCACUAUGGAAUGCGAGGCUCAGUGUGGAUGUGGACUACACGGAAACGUCAACAGGUGUGAUCCUUCAAGCGAACAGCGAGAGCGCUCAGAUCACUAGAGAUGCCCUCAAGCUCCAGUUUGACUCGCCUAACAUCUUCAAACCUGGUGUGCCUUACUAUGGAAAGAUAUUUGUAACACACCCCGAUGGAAGCCCUGCUGCUGGGAAGCUAAUCAGUCUGAGCUGUAACACGGACCAAGGGCAGAUCUUUGAUAAGAAUCUCACAUCACCAGAGAAUGGAGCCAUAGAGUUCACCGUCACAGAUAUCAACAUCACAUCAACCAGUCUCAAUCUUUAUGCCCAUGCUCCGGGCUUCAACAUCCCUUCCCCGGAGACCUACGGCAGGCAGCAUGUCUACACCCUACACGACCCGGCCACUUCCCACUAUGCUCGCCCACAGUUCUCCCCCAGUGGGAGCUUCCUCCAGAUAGCCCCCAUCAGGGGCGUGGCUGCUGUAGGGUCAGAACAGACCCUCAGGAUCGACUUCACUGCCAAUGAUCCAGAAGAAAACCCACGCUUCAAGUUUGUGGUAAUGUCUAGAGGUAACAUCAUUGCCACCAGGUUCUACCGGGCCCACAAGAGACCCAAGCGUCAGGCGGAGGGAGGUAGCACCAGCUCCAGUGGACCGUCUAGGAGUGUACCUGAUGGUUCCGUUGAUGGUUCCGAAGAUGGUUCCAUCGACGGUAUCCCCUCUGUCAUGCCAUCAGUGGGUGAAAUGCCUUCUGAUAUGGGCUCUCUGGAUAUACCAUCAUUCAUCCCCUCAGUACUGGGAGGAUCAUCCUUCUCAUCUGACUUCAGCUUCGUGCCUCCAACGGAUGCUCCAGUCAUCAUUGUACAACCAGGGGAGGUCUACUCCAGGGAACUCUUCUUCAGGGUGACCACUGACAUGGUCCCAGAGACCAGGAUCCUGGCCUACUACAUCCGUACUGAUGGCGAGGUGGUGGCCGAUAGCGUUGCGUUUAGAGUACAGAAGAAAUUUGAAAAUGAGGUUGAUAUAGCAUUCAGUGACGAAGAAAUGAUGCCCGGGGCCGAGACGCAGAUUAUGAUCCACGCCAAACCAGGCUCGCUCUGUGCAGUGGGUGUGGUCGAUAGGAGUGUCCAUAUUCUGGGUGGUGAUAAUCAGCUCAAGGCAGACAAGAUCUUUGCAUCACUGAAUAAGUACCAGCUCACUUCUUCUGGUGGUUACAUCGAUGCCAGCACCCACUGUGUGCCAGAGGAAGACGAAUACCCUCAGUUCUUCCCUCUGGGUCGGAAGAAACGUGGCAUCUUCCUACCAGGAUACGGCUCCAAGUAUCAGGACUCCUCAAGGGCAUUCAAGGACAUGGGCUUAUUGUUCAUCACCAAUAUGGAUGUAGAGACAAGUCCUUGUGUUGGUGUAGGGUCAGUCGCCAGAGGGUCAGCUGAAGUUGACAACGCUGCUGAGGGUCCAAUUGCAGUUCCACUGCUGAACAAAGACAAUGCUGUCUUUGAUGAUGGUGAUACCUUGGAAACACCAGAGUUACCUAAUGAUGUCCUUGAGACAGCUCCAAGGAUCAGGUCAUACUUUCCAGAAACCUGGUUGUGGGACCUUAGAAGAACCGACACUGUCACAGGUGAAACUUCAAUAUCUAUGGAGGUACCAGAUACCGUUACUGAGUGGAUCGGGAGCGGCUUCUGCACCUCUGUGGAGUACGGAGUGGGCGUGUCGCCCCCCACCAAGCUUCGAGCAUUCCAGCCUUUCUUCCUCUCCUAUACCCUACCUUACUCUGUUGUGAGGGGAGAGGUUGUUCCUGUCACGGUCACUGUCUUCAACUACCUGACGGAGAGUCUUGUGGUUGAGGUUUCUUUAGAACUGAACGAAGGGUUCCGGAUGGCAAGGAAGAGUCGCCCAAGAAAGAAGGUGUGUGUUGGUGGUUCGCAAUCCCAGUCGGUUGAGUUCCGUAUUCAACCAAGGAAACUUGGAAACAUUGCUCUACAAGCUCUUGGACUCUCAAUCAAUGACCAGGACGCACUAUGUGGUAACGAGCUGGUCAGCAGCAGUGUAGGAGCCAGAGACAGCAUCUACAAAGAACUUCUUGUGGAGGCAGAAGGGACAGAGGUAGAUACUACUCAGAACUGUUACUUUUGCCCAGAAGAAGUGUCUGAAGGGGAAUAUGAGAAGGUGUUUAAUGUUACCCUACCUGAAAGCAUUGUAGAAGGAUCAGCACGAGGAAAGGUGUCCAUCACAGGUGAUCUGAUGGGUCCGAGUCUUUCGAACCUUGACCACCUGAUCCGUCUUCCCACCGGCUGCGGAGAACAGAACAUGCUGGGAUUCGUACCGAACAUCGUUGCCUUGAGCUAUCUCACGACAACGGAUCAACUAACGCCCUCUGUUGAAAAUAAAGCAAAGUUUAAUAUGAAGCGUGGAUAUCAACGUGAGCUGAACUACCGCCAUCGCGAUGGAUCAUAUUCAGCGUUCGGUGAAAGCGACCCGGAGGGAAGCACGUGGCUGACUGCGUUUGUCGUCCGUUCCUUUGCUCAGGCCUCUGACUAUAUCUUCAUUGAUAAUGAUGAUCUGAAAGUCAGCAUCUCCUGGUUGAAGAGUUUACAGAACCGUGAGACCGGGUGCUUUGAGUCCCUCGGGAAGCUGUGCCAUAAAGACAUGAAGGGAGGUGUAAACACUGAGAGAACCCUGACUUCAUAUGUCCUCAUCACUCUCCUAGAGGCUGGUCUCAACAUACAGAGUCAGGUUAUAAGUGCUGCUCUGAAGUGUGUGACCAAGGAUCUAGCAGAGGUUGAGGACACCUACACCUUAGCUCAGCUCGCCUAUGCCUUGACACUGGCAGAAAAUCCUCUGGCCCAAGAUGUAAUGGAUAAACUGGAAACUAAAGCAGUUUAUGAAGAUGGUCUCAAGUACUGGCAGACAAACCGUGCCAAGCCCAACAGGACCCUCGACCCCUACGCUUACCAAGCUCCUAGUACAGAUAUUGAGAUGACAUCGUACAUUCUCCUGGCCCUGAUUGGUAGGACUGUGGACAUCACCCAGGCUCUCAGGGAGGGAAACCCCAUCGCAAGGUGGAUUAUCCUCCAGAGGAAUAGUAAUGGCGGUUUCUCUUCAACUCAGGAUACAGUUGUAGCCCUCCAGGCCCUAUCAGAGUUUGCCAAGGUUGCCUACAGCGAAGGCACCAGUAUCAAAGCCUUUGUGGAAAUCAUGCCAUUAGAUGGGGAAUCCGGAGAGGUGUUCCCCUUCACCAUUACAACCUUCAACAGGCUGGUUCUAGAAGAAGAGGUGCUUUCAGUUCUCCCUGCCCAGCUUACGCUGUUUGCGUCAGGUGCUGGCUGUGCUCUUAUGCAGAUUUCUACAACUCACAAUGAGAUACCAGAAAGUCCUGAAGAUGCUGGCUUUGAGUUAGAUGUUCUGCUACUGGAAUCGUAUGAAUCCACCAAGAACAAAAGAUGUACUGACUACUACAUGAAAGUUUGUGCAAGGUAUACAGGCAGUGAUGAGGAAUCUAACAUGGCCAUUAUCGAAGUCAAAAUGAUUUCUGGAUUUUACCCUGACAAAGAUUCACUAAGAUUGCUACAAAAGCAGCACAACCCUCUUCAACGAUAUGAUAUUGAUAACAAAAAUAUUUAUUUCUACUUCAAUGAGCUGACCAAUGAGGAUACCUGUUUAGUAUUCUCCAUUAUCAAGGAGAUAGAUGUAGAAGAUGCCAAACCGGGAGUAGUACAAGUCUUUGAUUACUACGACAAGGAGAUCAAUGUCAAGCAGCUCUACGACAUCACCUGCGAGGAAGCUCCGCCAUCUUGGGACCCGUCUCUCCUCUACACCAUCCCCGUCAAGCCGUCCGAUGGCGAGUCCGACGGAAACGACGGUGACAUGCGACCCUUACCCUUUGUCCUGGCGGCCCUGAGGAGGAUGGAUGGACUGGUAUUUGUUGAGGAGCCAGAGGUGGUGUCAGAGGGCAUUGGUGGUGGCGCUGGUGGUAGUGACGUUAGUGAUGUCGAUCCUGGAGUGGACAAUGAACCUGAUAACGCCAUUGAUCCCAUGGAUGUGGCCCGCGAGCUUGGACCCCCUGAUGUGUUUAUCCUGUGCCCUUCUGGUCAAAAGUUUGUAGACGGACUGAUGAGAUGCAUUCCAAUCAAUGGCUGUGAAAGUAGCCCUUGUUUAGAAGGCCAGAACUGUAUCGAUACUGAUGCAGGUUACCUCUGUGUGGGCUGCAAACCAGGCUAUAGGAAGGGAUCGGCAAAUCAGUGUGUUCGUAUACCUGAUCCCAGUUUAAAUCAGAUCCUCUGCGGACCUGGACAGGAAUAUGUCAACGGAGGUUGCAUCACCAUUGACCAAUGUGUUGAUAACCCCUGUCCUAUUGACGCAAGGUGCAGGAGUACUGCCUUUGGCCACACCUGCGAAACUAUUAUCUGCCCUCCAGGAAGGAGACUGACGGAUGAUCUCCAGUGUGUUGAUAUUGAUGAAUGUCGUCAAGAUCCUUGUGACGUUGGUGAGGUGUGCAUCAAUAGAAUCUUGGGCUAUGACUGUAUCUGUGCUGAGGGAUAUGAAAGGAACAGUAAUAACACUUGUGUUGACAUCAAUGAAUGCGAAAGAGAGAUAGAGCCUUGUGGUGGACCAGAGUAUAUCUGCAUGAAUGAUAAAGGCUCUUACCAGUGCUUCUGUGUUGAAGGGUAUGUUAUGGACCAGGAGGGCUACUGCGUUGAAGGGGUGGAGCAGACACCCAACACGACACGAGCCCCUCAGGGGAUUGGUCUUGAGACGGCAGGUGCAACAAGCAAUGUAACAGAAGCACAUAAGAAUGUGACAGAACCGCCUAGCAGUGUAAAGGAUGCAUCUAGCAAUGCUACAGAAACAGCGAAGAAUGUUACAGAGGUAUCCGGCAAUAGAACAAAAGAAUCUAGUAAUGACACAGAAGUGCCCAGAAAUAGGACAGAAACACCAAGCAGUGUAAAAGACGCAUCAAGCAAUGCCACAGAAACAGCUAAGAAUGUUACAGAAGCAUCCAACAGUGGAGCAGAAUCACCUAGUAAUGACACGCACAGUAAUCGAACAGAAGUACUGAAUACUGUACAAGAAGCCCCAAGUAAUGGAACUGACGCACCUAGUAGCGAGACAGGACUUGUUAAUAAAACAGUUGCACCCAGCAAUGGAACAGAAGCAUUGAGUAAUGCAACCGAUUCAGCCAGCAGUGCUUCAGAAAUACACAGUAAUGUAACUAGUUCAUCAAAUCCAGGGGGAGUCAAUGAACCAAUAAGAACAAAUGAUACUCUUCAUCAAGGAGGAGAAGGAGGAGGAUUUGAUGGAGAUGAUAGACCGAUCAUUGAUUAUGGAGGGAUCAAGCCCGGAACCUGCCCAGUAAAUGAAGAGGAAUUUGGCAUCUGCGGUGGUUCACCGUGUCGAGGUGACGAGGAUUGCGAAGGUCCAAAGAAAUGCUGUCAAAAAAGCUGUGGAAAGCAGUGCGUGCUUGUUCCCAUUGAUUUUAAGGAACCUGUCGACCCUGUCUCGCGCGGAGAUGCAAUAGAGCAUCCUGGUAUCUGUCCGAUGGUAUUCGAAGGAAGUUCACUUUGCAAUGGAGCAACCUGCCUCAAUGAUGGCGAUUGCCGUGGUGACCAGAAGUGCUGUUUCGAUAUGAUGUGUGGUGGUACAGAGUCUCGUUGCAUGUCAGCUCCUCAAAUCCAACCACCUGUUUUUGUCCCAGAACCACCUGUUGUAGAAACAGCAGAAGAUACAGGUCUGAUUCCUCCUGAGAUUCAUCUUGGUGUCUGCCCGGGUGACGUCGGCGCUACCCCUAAGUGCGAUGGGGCGCUUUGCAUCCACGACGGAGAAUGUGGACCAGGAGAAAAGUGUUGCUCAAGUGCGGCGUGUGCAGAAGGAUUACGCUGUAUGCCAGCUCCUCAAAUCCGACCUGGACCUCUGGCACCUAAAGCAUGCACCGGAGACCUGGUAUAUAACGAGUGUGGAUCAGCUUGUGAAAUGACCUGUGAGAAUCCAGAGCCUCAGAUGUGCAUCAAAAUGUGUACUCCUGGAUGUUUCUGUCCCAGUGUUACAAUAAGGCUUUCACCCGACAGUGAUACCUGCUUGCCACUUUUGAUGGAUGUAGCUUUCCAGGAAAGUUGCCCAGAACCACCUGUUGUAGAAACAGCAGAAGAUACAGGUCUGAUUCCUCCUGAGAUUCAUCCUGGUGUCUGCCCGGGUGACGUCGGCGCUACCCCUAAGUGCGAUGGGGCGCUUUGCAUCCACGACGGAGAAUGUGGACCAGGAGAAAAGUGUUGCUCAAGUGCGGCGUGUGCAGAAGGAUUACGCUGUAUGCCAGCUCCUCAAAUCCAGCCUAUUGUGGUCGUACCUCCUGUCAAGCCCCGAUACGGCUCGUGUCCAACAUCUGGUGUAAACUGUGAUGGUCAAGAAUGUUUGUCUGAUGGAGAUUGCUUUGAUAAUGAGAAGUGCUGCGAAGCUGACUGCGGAUCUCGCUGCACCAUCCCUGUAAUCGCCCCACCACCACCUCCAGAGGUUCACCUUGGCCAGUGCCCAUCCGUAGAGGCAGAGGGCGCUUGUGACAAUCCUCUGUGUCUUCACGAUGGCAAUUGUGCCACGUCAGAGAAGUGUUGCGUUAGCGCCUGUGGAUACCACUGCACACCGGCUAUUCCAUUGGCACCGAAGCUGGGUCCUCCUCCGUGCCCUGGUGAUCUGGUAUUCAACAGAUGUGCGGUGACAUGUGAGCUUACCUGUGACAACCCCAAUCCACGACCAUGUACCAGAGAGUGUGGUAUCGGCUGCUACUGCCCCGAAGGCACUAUCCGAGAGUCUGAGAACAGCCACUUCUGCUUUCCAGAUGUCUCAUUUUGUCUUCCACCAAACCCAGGACCUGGACCUCUGGCACCUAAAGCAUGCACCGGAGACCUGGUAUAUAACGAGUGUGGAUCAGCUUGUGAAAUGACCUGUGAGAAUCCAGAGCCUCAGAUGUGCAUCAAAAUGUGUACUCCUGGAUGUUUCUGUCCCAGUGUUACAAUAAGGCUUUCACCCGACAGUGAUACCUGCUUGCCACUUUUGAUGGAUGUAGCUUUCCAGGAAAGUUGCCCAGAAACUGGACCAGAAGCUCCUCCUUUGAUUAAUGGGUGCACUGGAGACCUGGUAUAUACCGAGUGUGGAUCGGGAUGUGAAAGGACCUGCGAUGAUCCUGAUCCAGAGAUGUGCACCGAAGAGUGUCGUGCUGGGUGCUUCUGUCCUGGUUCCACCGUAAGACGUUCAACCGACAGUGAUACCUGCUUUCCAAUUUUAAUGGAUGUAGCUCUCGAUGUUAGUUGUCAAGACACCAAACCUGAACCUGAACUGGUGCUCAACGAGUGUCCUGGAGACCUGGUAUAUACCGAGUGUGGAUCGGGAUGUGAAAGGACCUGCGAUGAUCCUGAUCCAGAGAUGUGCACCGAAGAGUGUCGUGCGGGGUGCUUCUGUCCUGGUUUCACCGUAAGACGUUCAACCGACAGUGAUACCUGCUUUCCAAUUUUAAUGGAUGUAGCUCUCGAUGUUAGUUGUAAAGACACCAAACCUGAACCGGUGCUCUUCAACGAGUGUCCUGGAGACCUGGUAUAUACCGAGUGUGGAUCGGGAUGUGAAAGGACCUGCGAUGAUCCUGAUCCAGAGAUGUGCACCGAAGAGUGUCGCGCUGGGUGCUUCUGUCCUGAUUUCACCGUAAGACGUUCAACCGACAGUGAUACCUGCUUUCCAAUUUUAAUGGAUGUAGGUCUCGAUGUUAGUUGUCAAGACACCGAACCUGAACCUGAACUGGUGCUCAACGAGUGUCCUGGAGACCUGGUAUAUACCGAGUGUGGAUCGGGAUGUGAAAGGACCUGCGAUGAUCCUGAUCCAGAGAUGUGCACCGAAGAGUGUCGUGCGGGGUGCUUCUGUCCUGGUUUCACCGUAAGACGUUCAACCGACAGUGAUACCUGCUUUCCAAUUUUAAUGGAUGUAGCUCUCGAUGUUAGUUGUCAAGACACCGAACCUGAACCUGAACUGGUGCUCUUCAACGAGUGUCCUGGAGACCUGGUAUAUACCGAGUGUGGAUCGGGAUGUGAAAGGACCUGCGAUGAUCCUGAUCCAGAGAUGUGCACCGAAGAGUGUCGUGCGGGGUGCUUCUGUCCUGGUUUCACCGUAAGACGUUCAACCGACAGUGAUACCUGUUUUCCAAUUUUAAUGGAUGUAGGUCUCGAUGUUAGUUGUCAAGAUGAGCCUCGACCCUGCGAGGCUGAAAGACGGAAGAAGAUGGAGGAGAGCGAGAACCGAGAGGGCAUCUUCAUCCCCCAGUGCACCCAGGAUGGUUACUACGCCGUGGAGCAGUGUUACGAGGGCAAUGGUACUUUCUGCUGGUGUGCCGACACAGAGACUGGAGCCGUCAAACCAGACACGGAAGUCCAUGGUGCUCGUGCAGACUGUGAGCGUUUCCUUCCAGAUCCUUCACUUAUCAACCAAUGUCCUGAAGGCAAGGUCUUUGCUGAUGGCGUGAAGAAAUGCGUCCCGGCUGAACCAGUUCCAUGUCUGCUCCCUUUUGUCAAAGAUGAGAAUGGCGAAUGUGUCCCCCCUACCUGCGAAGGUGACCUGGUGUAUAACAUGUGUGGUUCGGCCUGUCCGGAUAUAUGCAACGAGGAGCCUGCUCAAUUCUGCACUUUCCAGUGUGUGCUGGAUUGCGCUUGCCCAGAUGGGUUGUAUCGCGUUGCCGGUACCUCGCGAUGUUUCGCCCAGGAAUCGUGCCCAAAACCAUGUGACGAGGGAUAUAAGCACAACGAGAAUCUUGAAUGCGUUGUUGCCAAUCCCUGCCAUGAAAUGCUUGCAGCAGCCAAUGAAAUGACCAGUAGGAACAUGGUAGGAGUCUAUACCCCCUCUUGUACUACCGAAGGCAAGUAUGAGCCUGUACAGUGUCACGGAAGCAUUGGAUUUUGUUGGUGUGCUGAUAUAGAGACAGGACUUGAACGAGAGGGAACCAGGAUGAGAGGAACUCCCGAAUGCCCAGCACAAUGUGAGAAUGGUAUGGUUUACAGCGAAUGCAGUUCAACUUGCCCAGACUACUGUGGCAAACCAGAGUCGAUCUUUUGCAUUUCCAUGUGCACCCCUGGCUGUGUGUGUCCUGAAGGAACUAUUCUCUUUGACCAAGACUCACAGCUGUGUGUUGCCAUCGAAGAUUGCCCCGUUCCUGUUAUUCCGGAAGUUGUCAAUGCACCGCCCGCCCCAGAAUGUACAGGGGAUCUUGUGUACAAGGAAUGCGCCUCGGCGUGUCCGGAAUUCUGCGGUCAGUCUCCAGAGCGUGCCAUGUGUAUCAUGAUGUGUGAGCCUGGCUGCGGGUGUCCAGAUAACAUGAUCCUGCAGAGCGAGGGCGGCGACGUCUGCGUUGCAGCAGAAGAUUGCCCAGCGCAAUGUGACAAUGGUAUGGUUUACAACGAAUGCGGCUCCCCUUGUCCCGACUACUGUGGCAAACCAGAGAAUGAAGUAUGCAUCACCAUGUGCAGUCCAGGUUGCUUCUGCCCCGAGGGAACUCUACUGGUUGAUCAAGAGACGCAGAUGUGUGUUGCAAGGGAAGAUUGCGUCCUUCCCGUCAUACCUGCAGCCAUUGAGAGUCCUUGUCCAACGGUUCUGGAUGCUGCACCUAACGGAUUUGAGGAAAACAUUUGUAAUUUCAAACAAAUUUUCAUCGUCAAGGUCAGGCCUGAUGGACGAGCGAAGGUUUUGGAUGAUUUGACGGUAACACCGAACAGGUUUGCAGUCAAGCGACCCAUCAAAACGUUUACAGCUGAAGAUGAGUGUGAUGUCCAAAUGACAGACCGCUUCAUGAUAUUCAUGGAUAACGAAGUUGAUGCAAUGGACAGAGCAGACAUUAUGCUUGACGAGAACGAUGUGUUAGUCCCCAUGACUGGUCACUUCAAGAAUCGCGUCAAGGAGGCCUUUACCAACUGCCCCAGUGCCUAAAAGAGGUCCUAAUGUACAGCCCUGGGGGACUCCUUAUCUUUCUCAACGUUCUAGGGCUUAGACAAGGUCCAUGAAUGUAUUCGCAAUGAUUGGUCUUCCAAUAAGAUAUUUCCAAAGAAUUUCUCUCUGAUGAAUAACCCGACUGGCAUUAUAAUGUAUGAAUAAUUAAAUAAAAUUCACAGAAGUGGACACUUUCACUGUAAAUGUAAAUCUGAUUGUAAUUUAUAAGCUUUUUUAACAUGAGGAGAGUCUAGUUUUUUUUUGUACAGUUGCAGGGCAUUUUUCAAUGGAAUAUGCAUGCCUUAUAUUUCAACUUGUAUAGUAUUUUAACCACUGCUUCUAUUUUUAAUGGCCCCAAAGUCACACACAUUUUCAAACAAAUUGACUCAUUUUUAGAACAUAUCUGUUGAUUUGUUUACUGCUUGAAGACCUAUGCCCUAGAUACUUCUAGAUACUUGAUAUCCAAGGCUUUUAACCAAAAGCUGUGACUAAUAAAUGUCUAUUCCUUUUUUUCUCCUGUUUUAUUCUAUAGCAGAUUUAAGAUACCUUUAUGUACAUUUAUGUAAGAAUGUGAAAGUCUUUUUUUGUAGACGUCAGUUGAAGAUAAUGUAAAGAUUGUUCCCUGUGAAACAUCGUUUAAAAGAUAAAGUUGUCCAAUGAAAACGAAUGCUGCAAUGGAAUAAGGAUGUGAGGUCAAUGUGAUGUAUUGUGUUGUAUAUGGCGUGGUAGGAACUUAUUUAUACAAUGUCAUAUGAAGCCCAUUAAUGAAUGAAAGUGGUGUAGUAACUAAAGUAAUUUUACGUAAAAAAGUCAGUAAAAGCUUCACGCAAUGUGGAAAUUUGUUCAUUUCAUUCUGAACUGAUGACAACAUGCCCCUUUUUAUGAUCUUCUUAGGGGAGUAUUCAGGGUUUGUUUGUAUUUUUUUAUUCAGUUGUGUUAUUCUAAACCAUUCCAUUUCAUACUAUGUACAUGUAUGAGGAGUUGAGCAUCAGGAAUCGUGUCUUUAAGAAAUGAAUCCUUUCUGGAUACACUUGUUCUGACUUAACAAUACUGAUAGAGAAUGGAACGGAUUAAAAGCUCACAACAAAAUAAA